Messenger RNA from Gadus chalcogrammus (walleye pollock), 1696 nucleotides. It is a transcript of the gene nkd1, whose product is annotated as NKD inhibitor of WNT signaling pathway 1. Gene Ontology annotation, biological process: negative regulation of Wnt signaling pathway. Gene Ontology annotation, molecular function: calcium ion binding. Lineage: Eukaryota; Metazoa; Chordata; Actinopteri; Gadiformes; Gadidae. Bases 124 to 1665 code for a protein of 513 amino acids. The transcript has 10 exons. The record is from RefSeq and is a predicted model, not a curated record. Gene Ontology annotation, cellular component: cytoplasm.
CCGUAGGAUGUACCGCUGAGCGCAGACUUGCUCUCUGGACGGACGGCGUCUGUGUUUGGAAAUAUCGCCGCUUUUGGAUUAUAUUCUUCCGUUGCUCUUUGAAUCACAACCAGAUGAAUAGAAAUGGGUAAACUGCAUUCGAAACAUGCUGCCGUUUGUAAACCGAGGGAGAGUCCGGAAGGCGACAGUUUCGUAGUGAAUGCGUGCUUGGCGAGGAAAGGCAUCGACGACUGGCUGGUGAAGCAGCAGUACUACUGCACCGGGUCGUCGCGCCUGGAGCACGACUGUCACCACAAGAAGACCUGCGGCUCCACUCCUCGGGACUCUAUGGAUGAGUCCUGUGCAGAAGGGAUCAGCGAUGAACACUACCGUUUAGAAGUGGCUCUACCCCCGGAGAAGCCAGACAGCUGCUGUGUGGAGAAGAUUCAGGAGAAGGACAGCCGCCCCCCCGCUGGGCCCCACAAACAGCUCCAGUUUGAAGAGUUGGAGUGUGCUGUGUCCGUUGAGGAGGACAGCAGGCAGGAGUGGACCUUCACCCUGUACGACUUUGACAACAAUGGCAAGGUCACCAGAGAGGACAUCACCAGCCUGCUUCACACCAUCUACGAGGUGGUGGACUCAUCGGUCAACCACUCCCCCAGCAGCAGCAAGACCCUGCGGGUCAAGCUGUCCGUGGCCCCGGACCCCAGCCAGCGCUGGAGGAGCUGUGGGCAGGCUGGUACAGUUAAAGAAAUGUCCCACACACGACCGAAAAGCGACAAGUGUAUAGAAGACCCCAAGAGUGAAGACAAGAAGUCCAGAGCUCUCAUAAGACGGGCCGUCACGGGCGGCGGCUGCUGCGCCCGCCCGUCCCUCCCCGGUGCGCUCAUCGUGCGGCUCAGCGAGCACACGGCCGGCCAGCGUUGCCGCCUCACCAGAACCGCCGCGCCCCUCAACGCCCACAGGCGCAAGCACUCGGACCACCAUGCCCAGCCCGCCGCCCCGGCAGCCCAGCCCGGCCGGGCGCCCUGCCAGCCGCACAGCGUGGACGAGAACCUGGAGCGGAGGAACCACUACCUGGACCUGGCUGGCAUCGAGAACUACACCUCACGCUUCGGGACCGCCACCAGCACCGAGCCCCCCAAACCCGAGCCCACCCAGACGCGGCCCACCAACCAGGCCCGCUCCCGCUCCCACGAGCCCCAGAACGGCCACUCCUACCCCCCCCACCACCGGCGCUCGCAGACCGCCGCCGAGCCCGCCAUCCCAGAGAGCCCCUGCCCCGCCCGGCUCCGGGGCCCGGACCCGGGGAAGCACGGCGGCCCCCGCUCCCCCAAGACCCAGGGCCGCACGCCCCCCGCCCAGCCCGGCGCUGGGGGGCGGGCCCUGAGGAGCCGCGGCACGCCCCCCGCCCCGGCGCUGUCCGGCCUGGCCCCGCCCCACCAGGCCGCCGCCCCCUACCGCAAGCACAAGCAGCGGGCCAAGGAGAGCCAGGGCUACCGCGCGCUGGGCCCCGGCGCGCCGGGGGUCCCCCCGGGGGCCACCACCGCGCCGGACAAGGAGCCGACGAGGGAGGUGCCCGGCGUGCUGCUCUACGACGGGGGGCCGGGGCAGGUGGUGCAGCGGCACGAGCACCACCACCACCACGAACACCACCACCACUACCACCACUUCUACCAGUCCUGAGGCCUCGUCGUCGCCACUCGCCCUCGGAGGC